Messenger RNA from Gambusia affinis (western mosquitofish), 2126 nucleotides. Its product is annotated as eukaryotic translation initiation factor 4E type 3-like. NCBI's taxonomy places the organism in Eukaryota, Metazoa, Chordata, Actinopteri, Cyprinodontiformes, Poeciliidae. Gene Ontology annotation, molecular function: translation initiation factor activity; RNA 7-methylguanosine cap binding. Bases 1 to 648 code for a protein of 215 amino acids. The transcript has 7 exons. Gene Ontology annotation, biological process: translational initiation. The record is from RefSeq and is a predicted model, not a curated record. Gene Ontology annotation, cellular component: eukaryotic translation initiation factor 4F complex.
AUGGCAGUGCCAUUAGCUGCCUUACAACUUAGCUCACCACCAAGCCUGGAGAAAAACAUUCAUAUCAGCGACAGAGAUUUAGAAAAAAUUUCACACACUGAAAAUGACAUUUUGCCAUUACAUUCACCCUGGACUUUCUGGCUUGAUAGAUCUCUACCAGGUACAACAGCAGCUGAGUGCGAGUCAAACCUGAAGAAAAUCUACACAGUGGAGACUGUUCAGAACUUUUGGCGAGUUUACAACAACAUCCCAAGUGUUUCCAGCUUGCCUUUGAGAUGUAGCUAUCAUCUGAUGAGGGGAGAAAGGAAGCCACUCUGGGAAGAAGAAAGCAAUGCUAAAGGCGGUGUUUGGAAAAUGAAAGUGCCCAAAGAGUGUACGUCUUCUGUGUGGAAGGAGUUGCUAUUGGCCACAAUUGGAGAACAGUUCAGCGAUUAUUGUGCUUCAGGAGAUGAGGUAGUUGGGGUCAGCAUCAGCGUACGGGACAGAGAAGACAUCGUUCAGGUCUGGAAUGGGAACUCUUCCUGUGCCGACGAGUCAAACAUCUUGGGAAAGAUCUAUGAGCUCCUCCCUCAGACACCUUUUAAAGCUGUUUUUUAUAAACCACACAAGGAGCACCAUGCUUUCGAAGGAGGUCGAACAAGACACUAAAUAUUUUGCACAUUAGAUGUUUUCAGUUGUGCAACAAUCUUCUCUGCUGAUAAAGUUAUUACAGACUACUCAGGUAGACUACAAGUUGUUAUAGUUUCUCUUAAGUACCUCAAUUUAGCCCAAGUAUUUUCUAUCAGUAGAAAUUCAUUUCAUCUGAGCAUCACUGACAUUUAAAAAAAAUUACAGUUUAUGGAGUAGUUUAGUUUUAUGGUAUCUUCGAAUGUAUUUCUGUUUUUAUUGCACUGUAAAGUUUUAUAAACGCAAAAUAGAUCUGUCAGUUUUAGAUAAUCUCUGACAUCCAAUGUGUCGUUAACCUAGCAUAGAUCUUUUUGAUGUAAUUAACGACAGGUACUGCUGAUUUGUAUUAAACAAAUGAUCUAAGAUGAUACAGCUACAUAAUACAUAGGUGAUACGUUCUGCAAAAUUUCUUUUUGAGUUAUAUUUAGGAAAAUGUCACAUGCACUACAGAUGGAAAUCCUUUGUACCAUGUAUCAUCUUCCUUGUGUUGGAUUUUUGUGCAAAGGAACAUGCCAUUCUUAGAAUAUGUAGCAAAACCCAAAACAUGCUGUGUAAUGUUUACCUAAACCUUACACACAGUAAUCUCCAUGCACAAAAACCUUGAUUACAUUCUUGGAAAUAUAUGCAAUUACUUUUAACUAGUAGAAUGUUCUUUGUUCUAGUUGCCAUUUUUGCUCUAAAUUAAGCACCUUGUUUCAUUUUUUUAUCUGUGUGCAAGAAAUCUGAUAAUUAUGGGACAUUGUGAUACUGGAGACCUAAUACACUUUGGUUUUGUGUCACAUUUUGAUGGCAUGAGAAGUUUCUCUGCUUGUUUUUUUUUUUUUUGUAAUAGUUCAAAAUGUUGUUGUCAAAGGGGUUCUCUGUUUUUAAUUGACUUCUGUUCAGAUUAAAAUUCUAACUGAUCCUUGGAGAAAAAACUGAGAAACUUGUGCAGUUAACUGUCACAGGAGUUGUUCAUAUCUUAUGUUGCUGGCUGUAGGUGUAUAAAGUAAAAUGAAAAAAUCAAAGAUUACUGGUUGCUUCAACACAAAAUCUCCUGCAGUUUCUCUGAUAUUCAUAAGUGUGGAUUUCAUUCCAAGUAGUAUGACUAACACUGUACUUUUGUUUCCUACGAGCAGGUACAGCAAAAACAUACAUCAACAAAAACAAAUAAAAUUUAAUACAACACACUUAAUCAAACUUAACUUCAUUUUGUCUUUGUUAGUAAUUCAUAUGCUCAUUCAAAUGUACACUGUUGUUAAGAACAAUAAUGUUCUUGUCCUGCACAUAUAUACUGCUGACAGAUGACUUCAGAUCAAAGAUCUUGUAACUGAUUGUUAAUCUCAAAUUGUGCCUUGUUUAUUGAUUGUUUACGAUGUUAAAGUUCUCCCUAUUUGUGGUUUAAUUGUGCACCUAUUCAUGUUUCACUGUUAGAUUUUCAUGUGUUGGAAAUGGAAACAAUAAAGAUUUCUGAACUUUUA